GAAAAUAUAUUUUUAACAUUUAUUUUAUUAAUUAAAAAUGGGUAUAAGGACCGAGGGAGGGAGUAAUAAAGAAGUGCCGCGAAUUUGCUUGCGGUUGUUCAAAGACUUGUCAAAAUCUCCAGCAUAAACCCAAAAUUCCAUUGCUUUUGCUUUAUUUUUCUGACGAUUAAUCUCAUCUAGGGCUCGAGAAUUUUGUUUCUUUGUACUACUGUUCUUGAAUCCGUACCGUUAUAGACCGAGACAAAUGAAGCCGAUACGGCUGCCGGAGCCGCCGGCUAGCCCGCGGGGAUUCGGCGGUGGCGGUGACAUGGAUAUUUUCGAGACUGGAAUUUCCGGGGUCAUCCGUCGAGCCGUUAUAAUUGGUAAUGGCUUCACGGCUUCUGAGAAUCAAAGUCUGGGUUUGGUUCAUGCCCUUGGCCUCUCCGACAAGCAAACUCUUUAUAGGGUAACAAGGCCAAGAGGAGGUGUCAAUGAUUGGUUGCAUUGGCUUCCAGUUUCUGUUCACAAAGCGUUAUACUUCAUAAUCAGUCAGUUUUAUGGUUAUUCUUGCGUUUUAUUUACCGGGAGAGGGAAAAGGCUCAAGCCUCUUGCAGAAAAUGGUGCUGCUACUGGCCUAGCAUCUAUUCUAGAAGCUGAUGUACGGAAAAUAGUUGCAAUGGCCCGUGAUACUUUUGAGAAGGAAGGCCCAUUACUCGUGGUGGCAUCUGGGAGAGAUACAAUAUCAAUUGCAAGCUCCAUUAAGAGAUUGGCUUCUGAUAACGUAUUUGUCGUCCAGAUUCAACAUCCAAGAUCUCACUUGGAAAGAUUUGACCUGGUGAUUACCCCUCAACAUGACUAUUAUCCUUUAACUGCACGCGCUCAGGAGCAGGUUCCUACAAUUCUGCGAAGAUGGAUAACCCCAAGGGAACCUCCUGAUAGGCAUGUUGUCCUAACUACUGGAGCUCUUCACCAAAUUGAUUCUGCUUCCCUUCGUAGUGCAGCUAGUGCUUGGCAUGAUGAGUUCGCACCUUUGCCAAAGCCACUACUUGUCGUCAACAUAGGAGGCCCUUCAAGGUAUUGUAGGUAUGGGGUGGACCUCGCGAAACAGUUGACAUCCUCUUUGCACAAUGUUCUAGAGAAGUGUGGGAGUGUAAGAAUAUCUUUCUCACGAAGGACGCCAGAGAAGGUGUCCAAAAUUGUGGUGAAAGAACUUGGAACUCAUCCAAAAGUAUUUAUAUGGAAUGGUGAAGGUAAAUUCCUGAUUCUAUGUUGUGGAGUUUCUGGUACCUUUUUUCCCAAGUAUUCAUUUGUGAUUAUUGCAUAUUGUUGUGUAGAACCCAAUCCUCACAUGGGCCAUCUAGCUUGGGCGGAUGCUUUUGUCAUCACAGCAGACUCAGUUAGCAUGUUAAGUGAAGCUUGUAGCACAGGGAAACCUGUUUAUGUUAUUGGUGCUGAGCGCUGUACCUGGAAGUUCGUGGAGUUCCAUAAUACUCUGAGGGGACGAGGUCUAGUUCGGCCAUUUACUGGUUUUGAAGAUGUAAGUAGAGAUUGUUUUGCUGUUAAUGUGUAACGAAAGAAGUUGAUAACCAAGGAAGAAAUAGUUUUGGUUUAUUUUGUUUUGAUAAUAAUAUUUUUCUGAAGAUGUUUCUAUUCUAUCCUUUUUGUGCGGGACGAAAUAGAGAUGGAAAAAAAAUAGAUCAAUCCGAUCUAAUUUACUUUAAGAUGCAUAUUAUUGUACCCUGCUUAAAACACUUCUUCCUACUUUUGGUGAGACUGGGUCAGGAGAUAAAUUUAAUUUGAUAUGCUUUGCAUUUAUCCGGUAGGUUGGUUUUUUAGCUAAUCUUUUUGUUAGACACUUUUAAAUUCUUUGGAACUAUUUUCAUGGAAUUGCUGGGUGUAGUAUAUAAAUAUGCAUACUGUUGCUUACUAGUGAGAACUUGAUCCCUUGCCUUGUUGAAUCUUACCCUUUGUUUUCUUUUCUCAACAGUACAUCGAUUAUAUUCACAAUUCCUUUUUGCAUUAUGGAAAUGUAACCGACACCCUGGUUGCAUUUAAACUCAUGCAGAUGUUUGCUUUAGCAACUCAUGGAAUAUGUUUUUCUGGGCAUAUUUAGUAUUGUCAAGCAUUCCAGAGUCCACUUGUCUUCAUACUAUGUAGCUGUGGUAGUUUUAUCUUUCUACUUAUUUCUAUUUUUCCCCUGUGACUUGCUCUUAAAAUCAGAUGUCUGAAACCUGGAGUUAUCCUCCUUUAAAUGACACUGCUGAGGCGGCGAACCGGGUGCAUCAAGCGCUGGCUGGACGUGGGUGGAGGAUACGACCAUAGGAUACCAAUUCUUCUUGUUUGUUGUGAAGUAACAAGAGUACAUUCUGCCAAAAGCCACCGCAAAAUACCUUGUUUUGCAUAGUAUCAGUUUGUUCAAGAUUUUGUAGCUGGACCCUACCACUGGUAGAUAUUGUUUGUAAUGGGAAUUCAGUGAACCCUAUUCUUUUUCCUCGGGUGGGUGGUUUGGCAUGUUUACAGGAACUCAGCUUUGAUUUUUAUAUUAAACGGCUCUGUAAUAUGUGAGUGGUUACCGUUGAGAAGAAUUGCCUUUUUUUUCCCUCUGUAUAGAGUUAGUUCUGAAUUCUGACAGCUUAUCCAUGUUGUUAAACUCUUAUUCUGUUGUCAAUAAUGCAUGGACAAAUAACCUUGAUCCUGUUUACCUGACUAUGAAGGAGUUGUGAAGUGGUUGGGGUUUUUUUUUUUUUUUUU
Messenger RNA from Oldenlandia corymbosa var. corymbosa, 2730 nucleotides. The record is from the annotation of a GenBank genome assembly. NCBI's taxonomy places the organism in Eukaryota, Viridiplantae, Streptophyta, Magnoliopsida, Gentianales, Rubiaceae.